This is a messenger RNA of Physcomitrium patens, 1962 nucleotides long. RefSeq lists its product as uncharacterized. Gene Ontology annotation, cellular component: cytoplasm. Lineage: Eukaryota; Viridiplantae; Streptophyta; Bryopsida; Funariales; Funariaceae. Gene Ontology annotation, molecular function: aminoacylase activity. The record is from RefSeq and is a predicted model, not a curated record. Gene Ontology annotation, biological process: amino acid metabolic process.
GGUUGCUCGUGGUUUAUCAUCAAUUUGUGAACGACGCGCGUGACUCUGCUGCGAUUAGAUUCUCACAUCUUCGUCGGAAUUCUGAAUAGGAAUGAAUAUUUUUGGGGCGGAAUUUUACGAAUUGAUUCUAUGAUGAGAAGAUUCCAGGCGUAUUGUAUCCCCCUCGCGAAAAUCACGACCCUACUGUGCCGUCUAGGCUUGCUUUUCGAUCCUCUUUGCGUUAGUUUUGCUUCUGCAGACCUGCGGAGUUUUGUUGUUUCUCUGGCUACGACAGGUUUGAGAAGCUUGUUGAGCUUGGAAGGAGCUCCCCAGGGAUCCAUUACUCGGCAGAAAUUUUUGAGAGGUGCGACCGCGGCGUCGACAAGCAGUGACAGAUGCAAGUUUAGAUCAAGAUUUGUGAAGGUCAAGUGUAAGAAUGGGGUCUCGCUACUUUACCCUACUGUGCUGCAUUUUGUGCAUCACAGUGGCGCCAUGCUGCGGCAGCCUUUUCAGCUCAAGUGAUUCGGAUCCUGUGGGAAGGUUCAAGACCUUUCUGAGGAUCGCCACAGUGCACCCGUUGCCAGACUACCAACCUCCGACUGAGUUCCUGCUGGCUCAAGCUAAGGAGAUUGGCCUCGAGGCUCGGACUUUGGAGUACGUGAAGGGUAAACCUGUCGUUCUGCUUACCUGGAUGGGCAAGGAUCCUUCCUUGCCGUCAGUCUUGUUGAACUCUCAUGUAGACGUGGUGCCUGCGGAGAAGUCCAAGUGGAAGCACGAUCCUUUUGCUGCUGUCGAGGAUGAAGAAGGAAAUAUUUUUGCUAGAGGGUCACAGGACAUGAAAUGCGUGGGAUUGCAAUAUCUUGAAGCCAUUCGCAACUUGAAAGCCCAAGGGUUUGAGCCCACCCGUACCAUCUACAUCUCGUACGUCCCUGACGAAGAAAUCGGUGGGGUGGAUGGAGCCGGUAACUUUGUCAGCUCUGAGGAUUUUCAGAAGCUCAACGUUGGCGUAACCUUAGACGAAGGGUUGGCGUCCCCAAGUGAGAGUUACCGCGUUUUCAACGGAGAGAGGUCGCCUUGGUGGCUGAAGAUCAAGACGACCGGCCCUCCUGGGCAUGGAUCCAAAUUGUAUGACAACAGUGCGUUUGAGAACCUGAUGAAGAGCUUGGAGUCUAUCAGCAAAUUCCGUGAGGAGCAGUUCAAUCUUGUGAAGAAUGGGCUCAAAGCAGAGGGCGAGGUGACCUCAAUCAACGGUGUAUAUCUCAAAGCUGGAACCCCAACCCCGAUUGGGUUUGUUAUGAAUCUGCAACCGUCGGAAGCCGAAGCUGGAUUUGACGUCCGCAUUCCUCCUCUGGGCGACAUUGAAGAUCUUCAGCGCCGCAUUGACGAAGAGUGGGCGCCUGCUUCUCGCAACUUUACUUACUCUUUUGCAGAGAAAGUAUUUCCCCGUGAUAAGCAUGGCAACCCCACAGUUACUGCAGCAGAUGACUCCAAUCCAUGGUGGGGACUCCUCAAGGACGCUGUAGCCAAAGCUGGUGGCAAGCUGAACAAGGUGGAGAUUUUUCCCGCAGCCACAGAUUCCCGUUAUGUCCGUCAAGAGGGGAUCGUUGCCUUCGGGUUCUCACCCAUGGCUAAUACACCUGUUUUGCUGCACGAUCAUAACGAGUUUCUGAAUGCGGAGGAGUAUACCAAGGGAAUUCACGUCUAUGAGGAGAUUAUCAAGGCGUAUUCUAGCUAUGCCCCUGACGCGGCCUCAGAGGCUGAGCUUUGAGUUAAUCAGAAUGUGUAGAUGAAUUAUUGUACACUGUACUGAUGGAGAUUCAGGCAAUUUAAGCCUGCCAUGUAGUGAAUGUCUGGGAAAUCUUCACAAGAAUAGAAUGUGAAGCAUGUGAAGGUAGUGAGACUGAUGAAAAGCGAGGUUAUGUAUUACUAUGCUGAACGCAUGGCACGAUAUAUCCUAAGUUUUUAUGCUUUAUCACAUGCUCA